Bombina bombina (fire-bellied toad) is the source of this 1089-nucleotide messenger RNA. Its product is annotated as vomeronasal type-2 receptor 26-like. The record is from RefSeq and is a predicted model, not a curated record. Gene Ontology annotation, cellular component: membrane. The coding region runs from base 1 to 1089 and encodes 362 amino acids. The transcript has 3 exons. Gene Ontology annotation, biological process: G protein-coupled receptor signaling pathway. Gene Ontology annotation, molecular function: G protein-coupled receptor activity. Lineage: Eukaryota; Metazoa; Chordata; Amphibia; Anura; Bombinatoridae.
AUGAAUUUGCCCAACUCCCUAGGGUGCUAUCCACACCAACAGCGGGAGAAAUGGCCACAGGAGAGCGAUACCCCUAUCUCAGUAUGCAGUAAUAGCUGUUCUCCUGGAUAUCGUAUGUCUAAAAUAGAGGGGCAGCCAGAAUGCUGCUAUGACUGUGUCUUGUGCUCUACAGGUGAAAUAUCUAAUACAACAGAUGCUGUAAACUGUAUAAUGUGCCCAGAAGAACAGGGGUCUAAUAAAGAAAGAAACAGCUGCAUCCCUAAGGACAUAGAAUUUCUUUCUUUCAUGGAACCUUUGGGUUACAUCAUUACAUUCUUUGCUUUUCUACUUUCUCUAAUAACUGCUGCCAUUCUUGUGAUCUUUAUCAAGUACCGGAACACUCCAAUAGUGAAAGCUAAUAAUCGGCAUAUAAGCUGCAUUCUCCUAAUAUCCAUUACUAUCUGCUUCCUCUGCACCCUACUCUUCAUCGGUCAACCAACACAUAUAAGCUGUAUGCUUCGUCAGUCUGUGUUUGGGAUUGCUUUUACUGUUGCUUUAUCAUCUGUGUUGGCUAAAACUAUCACUGUUGUUAUUGCCUUUAAAGCCACAAAGCCAAAUAGUAAGCUGAAGAAGUGGUUAGGAAACAAAUUGUCAAACAGUGUGGUUGUUAUUUGCUCUUUAGGGGAAACCAUGAUUUGUUUUGGUUGGUUAGUUUAUUUUCCUCCAUUCCCAGAAUCUGAUACUUAUAGUGAAUAUGGGAAGAUUAUAUUGCUGUGUAAUGAAGGUUCUGUCUCUAUGUUCUUCUGUCUAGUUGGCUAUAUGGGGAUUCUAGCUUUCUUAAGCUAUCUCAUUGCUUUUAUAGCUAAAGAUUUCCCAGAUAGGUUUAAUGAGGCUAAAAAUAUAACCUUCAGUAUGUUGUUAUUCUGUAGUGUGUGGAUAUCAUUCAUUCCUGCCUAUCUGAGCACAAAGGGUAGGAAGACUGUAGCCGUAGAGAUAUUUGCCAUCCUUGUUUCUGGGGCUGGUCUUCUAGGCUGUAUAUUUUUUCCCAAGUGCUACAUUAUUUAUAUUAGAUCAGAUUUAAACCCUCAGCAAACUGUUCUUCGAAAAUGA